Molecule: messenger RNA, 2334 nt
Organism: Hippoglossus stenolepis (Pacific halibut)
Lineage: Eukaryota; Metazoa; Chordata; Actinopteri; Pleuronectiformes; Pleuronectidae
Product: intraflagellar transport protein 80 homolog
Exons: 1
Coding region: 1-2334 (777 amino acids)
Biological process (GO): tRNA wobble uridine modification; cilium assembly
Cellular component (GO): cilium; intraciliary transport particle B; elongator holoenzyme complex
Molecular function (GO): protein binding
Source: RefSeq, a predicted model, not a curated record
AUGAGAUUGAAAACAUCGCUGUUAAAGGAAUCCAACCAUAAAGAACUAGUGAGUUGUGUUGGCUGGACCACAGCAGAUGAACUGUUCUCAUGCAGUGCGGACCACCAGAUCCUCAAAUGGAACCUUUUGACCAGUAUGAGCUGUUUGGUUGUCAAAUUGCCAAAUGACAUUUACCCCACUGAUCUACACUGGUUACCCAAAACUGUUGGUGGCUUGAGACAGACCCAGGCUGAGAUCUUUGUCCUUACCAGCACUGAUGGAAAGUUCCACCUAGUCUCCAAGAUAGGACACAUCGAGCAGAGUGUUGAAGCACACAGAGGAGCUGUUUUGGCUGGAAGAUGGAACUAUGAUGGGUCUGCUCUCGUCACAGCUGGAGAAGAUGGGCAGAUCAAAAUGUGGUCAAAAAGUGGUAUGCCUUGCUCAACACUAGCCAGCCAAGGGUCUGCUGUGUAUUCUGUCACCUGGAGUCCAGACUCCAAACGAAUUCUCUACACAUCAAGGGGAUGGUUAUUCAUUAAGCCUCUGCAACCCAGCGAAAAAGUCAUACAGUGGAAGGCUCAUAAUGGGAUUGUCCUGAAGGUGGACUGGAAUUCAGCUAAUGACCUUAUACUAUCAGGUGGAGAAGACUCUAAAUAUAAGGUAUGGGACAGCUUUGGCCAUCUGCUUUAUUCCUCGUCAGCGCAUGACUACCCAAUCUCCUCUCUGUCCUGGGCACCAAAUGGAGAAGUGUUUGCCGUGGGCUCCUUCAAUUCCCUGUGGCUCUGCGAAAAGAGUGGAUUGUCCUAUGCGAUGGAGAAACCCAACACGGGCAGUGUCAUCAAUUUGGCCUGGUCUGCAGAUGGCACCCAGUUGGCCGGGGCUUGUGGUAAUGGGCAUGUCAUGCUUGGCCAUGUGGUGGAGCAGCACUGGGAGUUGAAGAACUGUGUGGUCACUCUUACCAAGAAGGGCACCAUGCAGGUGAGGAACGUGAUGAACGAUGCAGUGCACGCAUUGGAGUUUAGAGGUCGAGUCAUCAAAGCCUCACUGGCAUAUGGUCACCUGGUUGUCGCCACAUCCCUCCAGUGCUAUGUUUACAAUUCAAGUAACUGGAAUACUCCACUCAUCUUCGACUUGAAGGAGGGAAAAGUGAGACUCAUCCGGCAAGCAGAGAAACACUUUCUGCUUGUGGAAGGAGCAGGGUUGUAUGUGUUCUCCUAUGAGGGUCAACUGAUAUCUUCCCCUAAAUUUCCUGGUAUGAGAGCUGACAGCCUAAAUGCUCAGGGUGUCUCGCUGAGUAACGACACAAUUGCCAUCCGGGACCAGAGUGAUGAAAAAGUCAUCAUUCUCUUUAAUGCCCUGAGCGGGAAAGCCCUUGGCAACAAGAAGCCCUUGACCCACACGCUGAAGGUGGUGGAGAUCGCUCUGGACCAGUGUGGCCCAUCCACAAAGAGGAAGAUUGCCUUCAUAGACAAGAACUUUGACCUUUAUCUGACUUCCUUUUGUCAUCUUGGACUAAAGUACAAAAUCUGCAAAAUUGGCAGCAUGGUUCACAGUAUGGCAUGGAAUGAUAACGCUAACAUCCUGUGUGGAAUCCAAGACAAUCAGUUCACAGUGUGGUACUACCCGAGUGUUGUAUUCACUGACAAGGACCUGCUGCCAAAAACACUGCACACGAAGGACAGCAGUGAGUUCAGCCUAUGCCCCCACAUUCUGAGCUAUGUUGGAACCAAGGUAACGUUACGCCAAGGAGACGGUUCACUCUUGCACAGUGCCGUACCUCCAUACCCAGCCUUGCUUCAAGAAUACAUUGCAUCUUCACGCUGGGAGGAUGCACUGCGCCUCUGCCGCUUUGCCAAGGACAAAACCUUGUGGGCAUGUCUGGCUGGUAUGUCCUUGGAAAACAGGGAGCUGAACACAGCAGAAAUUGCAUUUGCUGCCAUUGGAGAGUUACCAAGGGUGCAGUACAUUAAAUUUAUAAAGAACCAGCCAUCUAAGGAGUCAUCCUUGGCUCACAUGCUGUUGUUCAGUGGUCAUAUCCAGGAGGCUGAGGCAACUCUGUUACAAGCUGGACUCAUCUACCAGGCCAUACAAGUCAACAUUAACCUUUUCAACUGGGGGAGGGCCAUGGAAUUGGCUCUCAAACAUAAGACCCAUGUAGACACUGUGAUGGCCUGUAGGGAGAAGUUCCUUCAGAAAUUUGGAGAGAAGGAGACAAAUGUGGAAUUCCUGCAGUAUGCUGGAAAGAUUGCGAUAAACUGGAAUACAAUCCAGACGAAGAUAGAGAUGGAGUUGUCCAAAGAAAGACAAACAGCUGCAAAUACCUCUGAUAGGAUUGUUAUGGCCACUCAACAUUAA